AUGACUGUUAUUGAAGGGCAUAAUUCUAAAAUCACAGUUUAUGUUGUCUCAUGUUGGAUUCUUGCUGCCUUUGGUGGCUUAAUGUUUGGUUAUGAUAUUGGUAUUUCAGGAGGAGUUUCUGCGAUGGAUGAUUUCCUCAUAUUGUUUUUUCGGAAUGUGUAUGAAAGAAAGAAAACUGCAAAAGAGAAUAACUACUGCAAGUAUGAUGAUCAAUUUCUCCAACUCUUCACUUCAUCCUUGUAUUUAUCGGCUCUUGUUGCGAGUUUUUUUGCUUCAAAGGCAGCCACUAAAUUAGGGAGGAAGAUUACUAUGAUGAUGGCUUCACUUAUUUUCAUAGCUGGUGCUGUUUCGAGUGCCGCGGCACAAAACAAAAAAAUACUCAUUCUUGGUAGAAUUUUGUUUGGCAUUGGUAUUGGCUUCGGAAAUGAGACUGUUCCGCUGUUUUUAACUGAAGUAGCACCAAUCCAACACAGAGGAGCUGUGAAUAUUCUCUUCCAACUCUUUAUAACAAUAGGAAUAUUGAUAGCAAAUCUUGUCAACUUUAUAACCGUAAAUAUUCAUCCAAAUGGUUGGAGGAUCUCACUUGGCUCUGCAGUUGUGCCUGCGGCGAUUCUUUUUAUUGGUACCUUUGUGAUCAGUGACACCCCCAUGAGUUUGGUUGCACGUGGCAAGCCGGAGAAGGGAAAGACUGCCCUCAAGAAGAUUAGGGGUGUCACUGACGUUGAUGUUGAGUAUGAAGAAAUCGUGGCAUCAUGUGAACAAGCCAAACAAGUUAAGCAUGCGUUCCGUAACUUAACACAGCCUCCUAGCAUUCCACCACUUGUGAUUGCCAUCAUGUUGCAGAUCUUCCAGCAAUUAACCGGAAUCAAUGCCAUUAUGUUUUACGCACCUGUCCUGUUUCAGACUAUGGGAUUCAAGGGCAGUGGCCCACUUAUUUCCGCUGUAGUGACUGGACUUGUUAAUGUUCUCAGUACAUGUGUUGCAAUCGUUGCUGUUGACAAGGUUGGAAGGAAAAAAUUGCUCAUCCAAUCUUGUUGCCAAAUGUUAAUCUGUCAGGUUGCGAUUGGAUUCAUUUUGGUAAAUAAUUUGUCGAAGACAGGAGGGUUGGACAAGACACUGGCAAUAAUAGUGGUGAUUCUCGUGUGUACGUAUGUAAUGGCGUUUGCAUGGUCAUGGGGACCACUUGGUUGGUUAAUUCCAAGUGAGACGUUCCCAUUGGAAACAAGGACAGCUGGUUUUGCAUUCGCGGUCAGCACAAACAUGCUCUUCACUGCUAUCAUUGCACAGUCUUUCUUGACUACACUCUGCUUUAUGCAAGCCUAUACUUUCUUCUUCUUCUCUGCCUGGAUCUUAAUCAUGGGAGUUUGCGCCAUCUUCUUAUUGCCUGAAACUAAGGGAAUCCCGAUUGAUGCCAUGGUGGAAAGAGCCUGGAAGAAGCACCCUGUUUGGAAGAAACUCUUCUAGAAUGCAUCGUUUUUAUAAGAUGGAUUAGGAUAUCAGUUUUUGUGAACA
Messenger RNA from Solanum stenotomum, 1512 nucleotides. RefSeq names its product sugar transport protein 8-like. The record is from RefSeq and is a predicted model, not a curated record. Gene Ontology annotation, molecular function: monosaccharide transmembrane transporter activity. Gene Ontology annotation, cellular component: membrane. NCBI's taxonomy places the organism in Eukaryota, Viridiplantae, Streptophyta, Magnoliopsida, Solanales, Solanaceae. The transcript is spliced from 4 exons. Gene Ontology annotation, biological process: monosaccharide transmembrane transport. Bases 1 to 1464 code for a protein of 487 amino acids.